GCUAAGUCAACUAGUGCAAUAUUAACAAACUCAUUUGUAGCAACGGCUAAGAAACUACUUUGAAUCAACUAUAGUCGUUGUCGUAAAGUUUUUCCGUAAAAAUGACCAGUGAAUGUCAAAAUCACGCGCCGGAGUUUUUAACAAAUUCGCGAAAAGUUGUUAUAUUGCUUUUAAAUUUGUUAUUGUUUGUUAUGAUCAGUAUAACCCAGACAUUCGCACAGCCCUUUCUGCCUUCCGAACUAUCUGCCAAAGGGAUAUCAGCCUCAGUUAUUGGGGCUACUUACAGUGCCUUUGGAGUCACUGCUAUGUUUUCAUUGCUUUACCUUCUCUUUUUCUUCAAAAACUUCGGACAACAAAAACUCUUGUUUAGUAUUGGAGGAUUGGUCACCGCAAUAGCUACAGCAUUGAUUGGCCAACUUGACAGAGCGUAUGAGGGGAAAACUUUCAUAGCAGCUUUUACCAUCGUCAGGGGAUGUCUAGGCUGUGGAUAUAUAAUCACGUGGGCAAGCGCCGCGCCCCUUCUCAUUUCUUUAUUCCCACGAGACACCGGAAAAGUAUGCAGUCUCAUAACUUUGGGACUCAACGUUGGUGGAAUCAUCGGGGCGCCUCUUGGUGGCUUCUUGUAUUCCGUCGGAGGAUUUGCUUUUCCCUUCUGGAUCGUGUCCAGUCUUCAUCUUUUAAUUUGCUCAAUAUGCUAUGUUGGAAUUCCCGGAGGUGCAGAUGGUCCACAACAUGAAAACGCCAAUCAUCAUCAGCCUAGUUUGAAAACGGUGCGCGACUUACUCGCAGACCCAGGCGUUCUGUCAACUUGUUUCGCUAUUAUGCCGGUGGCGUCUGUUCUCGGGUUCAUAGACGUAGCGUUUGCAGCUCAUCUUACUCAGACAUACCAGAUUAUCAAACCAGGCAACUUUUUUCUGCCGUUCGCUAUCACUUGUGCAAUUUUGUCAAACUUGAUUGGAGCAUUUAUAGACAAAGGUUAUACAGGAAUAGUUUUCUGUUUUAUGGGAAGUAUGCUUGGGGCAAUCACGUUUCUAGCGAUGUCUCAACUGAAGUGGAUUCUUCCUCGUUUAACUAGUUUGGUUACUCUGGAAAUUCUUCUGGCGUUCGCUGCUUUAAGCGUCCUUUGCAUUAUAAACUCGAGUAUUCCGUUGUUGAGAAAACUGUUUACUAGGAAAAAUCAUAACAUUCCUUUAGUUUUACUCGAUGCUUAUGCGAUUAUUAUAUUUGGAAUCAGCAACUGUAUUGGCGUUGUUUUAGGACAGUGUUUAGUAGGUGGAGUUAUUCUGGACAAGUUUGGGUUCUAUGUCAGCUGUUUAGUGAUAUCGGUAUCAUGUGCUGUAACGGGGCUAAUAACGGGCGUUAUUUUAUCAAAGAAGAAAACUCUUUUUAGAAACCCCGGUCAUCAACCGCUGAUUAGUUCCAGUAACUCUAUUAUCGUUGAAGAUUCAGAUUCUGAAAACCUUGAGAGUGACUCAAAUAUUGUUGUUUAGACGGAUGCCGGACAUCAAGCCGACUGGAUUUCAAGCCGAAAUGUAAAAUUAGGGAAUUCAA
Molecule: messenger RNA, 1551 nt
Organism: Symsagittifera roscoffensis
Lineage: Eukaryota; Metazoa; Xenacoelomorpha; Acoela; Convolutidae
Product: MFS-type transporter SLC18B1-like
Exons: 2
Coding region: 102-1490 (462 amino acids)
Biological process (GO): transmembrane transport
Molecular function (GO): transmembrane transporter activity
Source: RefSeq, a predicted model, not a curated record